Molecule: messenger RNA, 1146 nt
Organism: Prunus armeniaca (apricot)
Lineage: Eukaryota; Viridiplantae; Streptophyta; Magnoliopsida; Rosales; Rosaceae
Source: the annotation of a GenBank genome assembly
AUGCAAAUGUCAUUGCCUUGCGUAAAAAAACCCGAUGUCAUCACCUGCAAAGCUGCGGUGGCAUGGGGAGCUGGAAAGCCUUUGGUGAUAGAGGAAGUGAAUGUGAAUCCACCUCAGGCAAUGGAGAUAAGGAUCAAAGUCGUCUGCACCUCUCUCUGUCGCAGUGACAUCACUGCCUGGGAGUCUCAGGCGAUUUUUCCUCGAAUAUUUGGCCAUGAAGCAACAGGGAUUGUCGAGAGUGUUGGGCAGGGAGUUACUGAGUUUACUGAAGGGGACCAUGUGCUAACAGUCUUCAUUGGAGAGUGCGGGAAAUGCAGGCAAUGCAUAUCAGGUAAAAGCAACAUAUGUGAAGUACUGGGGCUGGAAAGGAGAGGUGUAAUGCACUGUGAUCAGAGGACGCGCUUCUCCAUAAAUGGGGAGCCCAUUUAUCAUUAUUGUGCAGUUUCAAGUUUCAGUGAAUAUACGGUGGUGCACUCGGGAUGUGCUGUCAAAAUCAGCUCAGUUGUGCCUCUGGAGAAAGUAUGCCUUCUCAGUUGUGGAGUAGCUGCAGGCUUGGGUGCAGCUUGGAAUGUUGCUGAUAUAUCUAAUGGAUCAAGUGUGGUGAUAUUUGGUCUUGGGACUGUAGGCCUUUCUGUUGCACAGGGUGCUAAGCUUAGGGGAGCAUCUCAAAUAAUUGGUGUUGACACUAAUCCUGAAAAGGGUGAAAAUGCAAAAGCUUUUGGAAUUACAGCAUUUAUCAACCCUCAUGACAGCAAAGAUCCUAUUCAACAGGUUAUUAAGAAUCUGACAGGUGGAGGGGCUGAUUACUCAUUUGAAUGUAUAGGUGACACUGGAAUGGUAACUACUGCUUUGCAGGCAUGUUGCGAUGGAUGGGGGUUGACAGUUACACUUGGUGUGCCAAAAGUGAAGCCGGAGGUAACAGCUCAUUAUGGAAUAUUUCUUACUGGAAGAACGUUGAAGGGAUCUCUAUUUGGAGGAUGGAAACCUAAAUCUGAUCUCCCUUCAUUAGUAGAUAUGUACACAAAAAAGGAAAUCCAAGUCGAUGAGUACAUAACACAUAACCUGCCAUUUGAAGAUGUCAACAAAGCUUUCAAUCUCAUGAGAGAAGGGAAGUGUUUGCGUUGUGUAAUCCACAUGGCAAAGUAA